This is a messenger RNA of Salvelinus fontinalis (brook trout), 10949 nucleotides long. RefSeq names its product L-asparaginase. Gene Ontology annotation, cellular component: nucleus. Gene Ontology annotation, biological process: regulation of gene expression. Gene Ontology annotation, molecular function: protein binding. The record is from RefSeq and is a predicted model, not a curated record. Bases 10009 to 10740 code for a protein of 243 amino acids. NCBI's taxonomy places the organism in Eukaryota, Metazoa, Chordata, Actinopteri, Salmoniformes, Salmonidae. The transcript has 7 exons.
AUAUUGGUAACUUGUUUUAACAACUUCUCAACAUUACCUAUAAGUUGACACAACAUACACACCCCCUCUUUCUCUUGGACAUAUGCUGGACACAUAGGACAUAUACACGGCACCCACAAUUCCCCUCCCCCAUGACAAUCACACAGACACACCCAACCCAUGGUUGGACCUCAGGACAAAGAACUCUCAGGAACCAAUGGAACGUGGACACCAGGCCUGAUCAGGACUACCCAAGACCCAGAUCGACCAAUCGGAAGGCCGGACUCGCAGAUCUACCUACUUUGCUUGUUGUCUAUAUAGUACUGAACAAUUCUGGAAACUCCCUCUUUUCCGGACGAUUCACUAGGAGUCAGACUGAAAGAGCCUUGCUGCAAGAUUUUACUAAGAUAUCUUUACAUGUAAUUAAACUGCCUUAUUAUAAAAUUAUCCACCUCGUCCUAUUGUCUCCUCUUGUUCUCCUGUCAACAGUAAACGUUACACUAACAAACUUGGAAGCAGAGGAUGGUCAAAACAUAUUUGUAUACGGCCCAAUAGAAAAUCCAUCGGACAGGAGACGAGAGGGAGAAAUUUAUCCAGAGGAGAGGUGACCUUUUCGAGGGAGAAUCGCGAUUCAACACACACAGGAAACUGAUCAAAGAGCUCGAAACUAAAGAGGUGAGCAGAUGCCCGUUUGACCAAAAUCUGUAUAUUGUAUUAUAGCCAAUAUCUAAAUUCAAUGAUCAGGAGUACUGUGGUGAGUGAAUUGUUGCUAAAUUUAUGUGGAAUUGUUUAGAAUUUAAGGCAUUGUGUACAGAUAUCUAAGUAUUAAUAGGUCAAAGACUUAUUCACAUAGUCUGGCACUACGCGGUAUGCUGAUCGAGUAGGUGUACAGUGAAGAAUAAGCUUUAUAACGAUUCACAUAGUCGGGCCAUAUUUGACAGUCGAUCAGGUAGGGGUUACCGUGAAGAAUCCAUAAUUAAAAGAUGGGAUCCAAAUAGCCGGGCAGUAGUUAGAUUUGGCAAAUCAGCUAGGUGUUACCGUGAAGACCCAUAAAAAAAAAAUAAAAAAAAAUAUAUAACGAUUCACACAGUCGGGCCAUAUCUGGCAGUCGAUCAGAUAGGGGUACCGUGAAGAAUCCAUAAUUAAUCUAAUGUGGUUUCAAAUAGUCGUGCAGUAGCUAUACUUAGCUAGGUGUUACGUGAGAAAUCUAAUGUGGUUUCAAAUAGUCGUGCAGUAGCUAUACUUAGCUAGGUGUUACGUGAGAAAUCUAAUGUGUUUUCAAAUAGUCGUGCAGUAGCUAUACUUAGCUAGGUGUUACGUGAGAAAUCUAAUGUGAUAUUGCAUGUGUAAAUUGUGUUGUCGCAAUGUGGGGGAUUGAACGUUCCACGAGACCAAUUGCUACUAACUAGCCAUAUGCUAGUUGAGGCUGUGCUAAAGUGACCGCCGUGUCGAUGUGUAUAUAUUGCUGUGAAGCAACUAUUUUCUGCUGAUGAGUUGACCGGAUUUUUCCCUCUCCUGCUGUUGAUAAAUCCCUAAGGGUGAGAAUCAAUUUGAAAAUUAUUAUAGAAGCGCGUGAAUUACUAGUAUAUUGUCCCUAAAGGAAAUUUCUGAAAUGUUUUGGCAAAGUAUUUAAUUAAUCGGAAAAAGUUCAAAUUAAAUCGGAAAAGUUAAUAGAAAUAAUAUCUUUCGAAUUAUAUAUCAUAUAAUUGCCAUUCCAAUUAUAUCAGGAGCGCCUGAAUUACUAGUAUAUUGUCCCCAAAGGAAACUUCUGAAAUAUUUUGCCAAAGUAUUUAAUUAAUUAAAUUAGCGAAAAGCAAUAAUGUUGUUUUUUUAUUAAAAGUACCUAAAACUGUCAUUCCAAUUAUAACAGGAGCGCGUGAAUAUAUUCGUAUAUUGUUUCAAAGAGAAUAUAGCUGAUAUAUUGUUGGAAAACGAAAAUAAUCCAUCGAAUACACGGCAAUAAAAUCCUUUGUCCACACGAGUCGGACACGAGACUGAGGGAAGAGAGGGGAAGAAAAAUACAUCGCUGGUUUCGAUCAGUGACGGGCUAAAGUAUACAAAGAUAAUAAUAGACCCAGACAUAGCUUAACGACAAAAUGACCACGACUAUCGUCCCCAAACACAAAUUCAACGAAUAUUUAGAUCAGAGAAUAAAAGACAGAGCAGGCGGGAAAUUACACUACAAACCCGUUAAAAAGAUUUGGGAGGAAGUAAGGGAUAGGAUGGACUCAAACAGGUUUUCUUAGGGCAACUCCUCAUUAUGGAGAAAGAAUUGGAGGAAGCAGUGAAGCAAGGGAUAGAAUGUGAAGUUGAUAAGAAUAAGAGUCACUUAUAAAAAAAAAAAAAAAAAAGAAGGGACAAAGCAAAGGGAAAAGGCACAGGCUGAGAUGAGAAUAGGUUUAUGGGCAAUUGAGGAAAUUAGGAAAGCUCUCCCUUACCGGAAACCUGAUACGAUGGGAGUGGUCACUGGAGCACCAACUGACACCAAAGAGGGCAGGCCCAAUAAUAAUGAUGGCCCACCUACCACCACAGCAACCCCAUCGGCCCCCACCCAUCUAUACCCAGAACUGCCACAGGGAGAGAAAAAAGCACCACCUCCCUAUUUUCAAAAUCCAUUCACUCAGCAAUCACCUUCCCCCUUCCAGGGCAUGUCUGACGAAUAUGCUCCAUGGCCCUGAAGCUGCUCACCACUAACCUACACUCAUCAUUGACCUGGACUACUGAAGCAUCAAAGGCUUUUGCACUCUUGAAAACAGAUCUCUAAGUGGCAGUAGCCUUAACAGCACCUGACUAAAAAAAAACAAGUUCCAUCUGGAUGUUUCUGAAAAGGAGGGAUUUACAUCAUCCAUCCUUUUCCAGAACCUAGAGGGGGAGAGAAGAGUGUUGAGGUAUCACUCCUCCAAACUGGACUACAUUGAAGAAGGACAAACCACAUGUUCCAGGUAUGUGGCUGCAGUGGCAAAAGCUAUUGGAAAAACAGCCCACAUGAUAAUGUGCCAUCCAUUGGAAAUCCACACCCACCAUGGGGUUGCAGCAUAUCUGAUGAGCAAAGAAUUCACGUUCAGCGCUGAAAGGAAAACGAAAAUCCAGAAUAAAUGCACACAAUCACACAUCACAUUUGUCAACACUGACAAAAACAUGGCAGACGCACUCAAUGCUGAAGGUCUACCCCACUCCUGUGCAGAAAGAGCUGCACAGGAACUGAAACGGAGACCUGACCUGGGGAAUGAACCACUCACCAACACACACAGAUAUGAGGAAAGACAAUGUGACUAAUGGAAAAAGGUACCUGUUAGUUAUGGUAGACAGGUUCUCUAAAUGGGUUGAGGCAAUACCAACAGCAGGGGAGGAUGCAAAAUAGGUCAUUAAGUGGCUGCAAACCAAACUCAUGUGUGUUGUUUAAUGACAAACGCUCCAUGUACCAAUAGGGUCGGAUGUGUAAAUGUCAACUGAUUAAUGUGUAUUGUGUAAUGACAAACGCUCCAUGUACCAAUAGGGUCGGAUGUGUAAAUGUCAACUGAUUAAUGUGUAUUGUGUAAUGACAAACGCUCCAUGUACCAAUAGGGUCGGAUGUGUAAAUGUCAACUGAUUAAUGGAUGUUGUUUAAUGAUGGGGUUAGUGUACAGGCCACAAUCUCAUAAGUCUCGUGGAACGCGCCAAUCAAAUGUAUGUGCAGGUUUGAAGUUGAUUUGGGUUGAAGUCCUGCCCCUGGCGUUGCUGGCCAUGAUAGCCUCUCCAGGUGCAGGCACCCAUCUCUCUCCUCAUGAGACAAUGGCUGGAGGAGUCAUGCUUGGUCCACCAAGGAAGGGAGGUCAUAUGCCCGCCCUUGAUGUACAACAAAUUGUAAUGUUUGAUAAUUGACGGAACAUUCUGCAGCUCUCUCCACACAGAUUCAUAAGGUCCAACGGGGAAGCAGAAGGGAGAUCUGGCACACGGAAGUUAAAAUUGGUGACUGGGUGGGGUUAAUGUCCACAAGAGAAAGUGGCUAGAACCCAGGUGGAAUGGACAGUACGAAGUGAGGGAGGUUACUUCACACUCAGUCCAGGUCAAAGGUAAAUCAGGCGCACCUUGGCACCACCUCACACAUUGCACUCCAGCCCCAAUCCCUUCUAGAACACUGACAGAAGUCAGAGCUGAUUUAAACAGCUUAAAUUCGAUUCCAAAUGAAGACAUUCCUGACACAGGUGAUGCGGUAUCAAACUCCGCCUCCCCUGAUAAAGGAACCUCGCCCAGUUAGAGGGAUAUUUCUCCCUCCCUGGGCAAGGCUAGGGAUAUCUGGCCCCUUAUUUGACAUUUGGGGUGUCCCUGGGCACUUUCACAUGGUUAAUAGAAUAAACUAUAACCGGAUCCCCAUGGAUGUAUGUCACGGACACUCUAGUCUAACUAGGUAAUAAUAGAUUAAAAAAUUAAAAAAAUCAAAAAUUUAGAAAACAAUAGUUAAAAUAAGAAACUAAUAUGGCUCAAAUUGAGAAGGUUGAAUGAGAGUGGGUGGAGAGCUAUGCAGAGAAUGGACAGAAGAUGGCAGUAUUGUAGCACCCAAAUGGUCUCCCAGCCGACUGGUUGAAUGCUGGUGACAUAAUUUUGUUUUUUGGAGUAAACAUUAAGGUUAAGGGUUUCCGUGUACCCAGAGAUAAGAUAUCUUAAAAGAAUACACUCAUAUGGGAAUAGGAGUUUUACUUUCUGAGUUUUAUUUAGGCAAGGGACUUUGAGAAGAUAAAGGGUUCUUUUGGUAUGUUUAGAUAUGGAACACGAAUGUAGGUGUAACAUUUUGACCUGUUUUCUGUUUCCAUUGCAUUUUCCGGCGACUUGAUCACUCGCGGGGAAAUGUGGUGAGAAUAAUGAGAUUGUGUCAUUUGGGAUACUAGUUUUGAGGUAAAUUGAUUAUAAUAGAGUUUAUAACUCUUGACCAUAAGGUAAGCAUUUGUAUUGGCCAUUAGAAGAUAGAGAUAGGUUAAUUAAGGUUAUGUUAGGACUUUAAAGAUUGACACUAUAAGACCUGUUGUUAUUUUUAAAUCCAUGCAGAUAAAGUCAAAACAGUGAAACACUUAGUUAAUAUUGUAAAGGAACACAUAGAAAAAGGCAGACAGAUGGGUCUACCCCGCACUGUUCAGACCUUGAAGGUUUGAGAGCAGAGUGGGGAGGGUGGACCAGGAAAUGAGCAAGGUAGGCUGUGAAAUAAGAUAGGAGAAAGGGGUUAACAUAUAUAAGCAGCACAGAUACAUUUCAAAGUAGAUAAGUCACUUGACAGAGAAUUGGAAAAGAAUAGAUAUGAUGUACGCCGAAGGGAGAAUUGGAUAUGCGGGGAAUAAAAGGGACGUUCCUAGAAUAUGAUGUACUAAGUUAUUAUUUAGAGUAGGUAAGGUUGAUACCUGGCCAGAGCCAGGUAUCAAACGAAGGAGGGUACAUUGUGGACUAGGAAAGGAUGGGGCCUAUUGGAUAAUAAACUUAUUUAAAAUUAAACAUUUAUAGCUAAAAAAUUAGGCAUAGAAGUUAAAUAUAUAAUCAGAAAGAACAAAUGAGGAACUGUUUGCUAACCAGACCUGUAUGUCCAAGAGUUUAUACAUUGCAGGUGAAUUAAGGGAGAAGGUGAAUCACUCGACCUGGGGGCAUAUCGGACUUGGAGGGUGAGACACACUGACACUGCCGAAUGAUCACAGAGUUAAGGAGAAGAACUGUUGCUAAUAAAGCUCAGGGGUCAACUCCUUAAUGAAGAAUUCCCUGACCCCGACCUUUCCUCACUGUGUUCGUUCAUAGAAGUGAAAGUGUUGCUUGAUCUCUGGCUGAUGAUGUGUUCUCUGGGAGAGGGUGGGGUUUUACAGGACUGCUUGUAGUCCUGAGCUGUCUGAUCAGGAUACGAUGGGGAUGAUACCAUCGCAGUACUGCCGGAACCACCACCAGUUCCAACGGACCAGGGUUCAGCCGGCCUCCUCCACCACUUCAAGACCAAGUCCCACGCCAUCACCUAAGCUCUCCAAUCUGGUACAGAUAAUAAAUAUAAAAGACAUCUCAGAUAGUGAACAUUUGGGGACUGAAACUGAGUAUGAGGAAAGGGAGAAUAUGUGGUUGACCUACAAAACACUUAAUAGAAAGGACUGUGUCGUAUGUGGACAUGCCAGACCUAUUCUGGCUGCUCACCCAUUUGUCCUAAGUAAUGGGGAAGGUUGGAUGUGCAUAUUGGAAAAGUUCGAGCCAAAUUCAACCCUGUGUAAAACUCUGAGUCUUGUGUUCCCAGUGGUCCCUCCCCAGAAGGUACCGUGGGGAGUUAAGGCAUAUGGGGGAUAUAACAGCUGUAUCCCUGGCACAGGUAGCGGUAUGGACUAUGGAGGGCUCCCUGCUACUACCUGCAUCACUAAUACCACUAGGAACUAGAGGUGUUGCUGAUGUAUGGUGGAUGUGUGGACCUGCCAGGCGGUUAACCCCAUUUUUGAAAGGAAAUUGUCGUUGCUCAUGUGGUUUGGCCAGUCUGAUACCACCGUUGCCUAUUAUUAUAGCUAAUCAACUUCUGGGAGCUACACAGGACACAGAGGCUUGGGACCAACCCAGGAGACGGCAGAAACGUGACGCUCCUUGGUCCGAGGGUACAGAUAACAUGCACACCAACCUGUUGGGGGUCCGAAUAGGGGUCCCCCACGAAUUCCAGACAUUAACCAGGAAUGAUGGCCUGUGGCAUCUGAUGCCCAUCAUUGGCCCAGCUAUUGUUGAUGUUAAAACAAAAGGUCUGGAUCAAUUAUAAACACACCCACACAGGACUUACAGGGAUGGCUGAACAAUUGGAUGCUGCCUCACAAACCAGUAGACACAAUAGACUAACACUGGACAUAAGUCUGGCCAACAAGGGAGGUGUAACAGUGUUGCACGUUUGUUCCUAACAAUACUAGUCCGGAUGGGAGCAUUUCAAAAGCUCUGAGUGGGUUGGCAAGGUUAACAGUGGAGAUGAAGGGUCUUGCAGGUGUGGAGGAGAGUGGACUGUUCCCCUGGCUGGGUGGUUGUUUUGGUAAGUACACUGCAAUGAUGAUUACUGGAUUUCUGACACUAGUUGUGGUUUUUCAUUUCUGUGUUGCCUGUAUCAUACCUUGUUUGAAGAAGUUUGUUACAGAUGUGUAAGGAGCCUCUAGUAUGAUGCCGUUGCUUGAUGCUCCAGUUGGAGAGGCUGAUACGAAAACGAGCUUCCGCAGGAGAGUGGGCUGACAGAGGAGGACCCUUGGUUUGCUGUAGUUGAUGUUGAAUGAAUAAAAAGUGAUGUUUGUCCUCCCUGUUGUGAAGGUUUGAAGUUCCCGGGUGGCGACGAGCCCACCUGGUACAGGUUGCAUAGAGGGAUGGACCUGAGGGUUUAACAUAUUCUCGUUUUUUGGUUUACUAAUGUGUGGUUGGCCACUCCAGGGGUAGUUAUUGGAGUGGUCUCCUUUUUGGUCCUUGCUCAUUUACGACUCAACUUACAUUGAUGCUAUUGGUCUCCCUAGGGGGUGCCAGAUGAAUAUAAACUGGCGGACCAAGUGACAGCUGGGUUUGAAUCAUCAUUUUGUUGGUGGUGUACAGUUAAUAAAAAUGUGGACAGAAUUAACUACAUUCAUUUUAAUGUCCAGAAACUGGGCAAUUGGACUCAACAAGGCUUCGAGGCGGUCCAUGGACAAUUGGCAGCUACGUCCUUGAUGGCAUUUCAAAAUAGAAUCGCGGUUGAUAUGUUAUUGGCUGAACGGGGGGGGGGGGUCUGUGCAAUGUUUGGUGCACAGUGUUGUACCUUCAUUCCCAAUAACACAGCUACGGAUAGGAGUCUGACUGUAGCAUUGGAGGGACUUCGUACCCUUAAUGGUAAGAUGAAACAGCAUUCUGGAGUGGACACUACUAUGUGGGACUCAUGGAUGGAUGCCUUUGGUAAAUAUAAGACGCUGGUUUCCUCUAUCCUAGUAUCAAUUUCUGUUUUUGCGGCCAUUCUUGUAAUAACUGCAGCCAUAGACCCUAAUCAGGAAAGGGCCCAAAUGUUCCCAUUGCUUGAGGAUGGGGAGGCUGGACCUGUCUAUCUAUUUGAGGACUAAGAUACUAUUAUGUCACGUCUCUUGUGAGACGUGAAGAGAGGGAAUCAAAAAUUUGUCUUCUGACAAAUUUUAUCCCUUAGCUUUGUCUUUUUAUACUUUUAUGUCACGUCUCUUGUGAGACGUGAAGAGAGGGAAUCAAAAAUUUGUCUUCUGACAAAUUUUAUCCCUUAGCUUUGUCUUUCCAUACUUUUAUGUCACGUCUCUUGUGAGACGUGAAGAGAGGGAAUCAAAAAUUUGUCUUCUGACAAAUUUUAUCCCUUAGCUUUGUCUUUCCAUACUUUUAUGUCACGUCUCUUGUGAGACGUGAAGAGAGGGAAUUAAAAAUUUGUCUUCUGACAAAUUUUAUCCUUUAGUUUUGUCUUUUAUAUACUUUUAUGUCACGUCUCUUGUGAGACGUGAAGAGGGGGAUUUGUAAGAAAUUGUAUUAGAUAUUGGUAACUUGUUUUAACAACUUCUCAACAUUACCUAUAAGUUGACACAACAUACACACCCCCUCUUUCUCUUGGACAUAUGCUGGACACAUAGGACAUAUACACGGCACCCACAAUUCCCCUCCCCCAUGACAAUCACACAGACACACCCAACCCAUGGUUGGACCUCAGGACAAAGAACUCUCAGGAACCAAUGGAACGUGGACACCAGGCCUGAUCAGGACUACCCAAGACCCAGAUCGACCAAUCGGAAGGCCGGACUCGCAGAUCUACCUACUUUGCUUGUUGUCUAUAUAGUACUGAACAAUUCUGGAAACUCCCUCUUUUCCGGACGAUUCACUAGGAGUCAGACUGAAAGAGCCUUGCUGCAAGAUUUUACUAAGAUAUCUUUACAUGUAAUUAAACUGCCUUAUUAUAAAAUUAUCCACCUCGUCCUAUUGUCUCCUCUUGUUCUCCUGUCAACAGUAAACGUUACACUAACACUCAAGACCUUUUCGCUGUUUCUUUGUAGCUUUUUAGCUAAGCCUAACCCUUUUCCUAACCUUAACCUGCUGCUAGUGUUAGGAUUUAUGUUUAUGCACUAUAGCCUGCUACCAUAUUGUAUGAAGAUGAAUAUUGUUUUGUUACACACACACAAACAAUACGGAUGUAUGUGUGUAAAGACUGACCAACAUUGAGUGACAGGCCAUAAAAGCUGUGGUCAAUCUGGAGAGGGGAGGGGUGCAUAUCUCUAGGCCAACCAGGGAGGUUAGAGCACUGAUCAAUACCAAAUAAGGGACUGUUUGAGUGUAGAAUCGGGGGAGACACAAGACGGAUCUAAUCUACCCAGCAACCAGAUGUGGACAGAGGAGAGCACUAAGGGACUUAGACAAGUCCGAGUGCCAGCAAAGGCGGAGCAAAGUUUAAACCGCGCUCAGCCUCUACUAUGAUAGGCCAACGGACGAGUUGGAACUAAAGCUGUCAUAGUAUAAGAACUGCUGUUUGAGUACAUUCCACAGUUCCCUGUUUUUACCCUGCGCGGUGAUACAGCGAACCCGUAUAUACGAAAAUUGCAUUUGCCAUUUAUUGUUUGCGUUAAUGAAACAUAAUUAAAGAAAGUUAGCAGACCUUGCUUUUUAUUUAUCUGAUACCGGAUUUGUUACACGCAGCCCUCACACUAGGUUAGUUCUCCUAACUUUCCACUUUAAUUCUCCUAACCUGCCACGUUACUUAUUCUGACCUGCCACGUUGCUUUUGAUAAGCAAACAUUGACCGUUAGAGGAGUGAUUUUCUUUUCCUCCUCAAGGUACUAGCUAGCUGGCCAGUUGGUCCUGCGACCAAGUCAACGGCUGUCACUAGUUAGCACAGCCACAAAGUCGUAAAAAUUCAUGUAAUCUAAUAUGUUGUUCUUAAUUUAAGAUUACGGUUAAAAAUCUGAUUUUAGAAGAUAAAUUGUAGAAAUAGGCGGGAUUUAACCAUAAUUAUGACUUUGUUACUGUAGGAACUAGUGACGACACAAGUGGUCAACGGUCAGGUUGACCACCAUAACAUCAAGUAUCGAGAGCAGCACUCAGCAGGCCGCAGAGAUGGACAGCACACAGGACGGACCGGAUAUUGUCACCAAACCCAUCAUAAUUCUGGGCACUGCUACCAGAGACAGAAGGUUUCUGCACUGGGUAGGCCAAGUGCUGAAGCUGAAGUGGCUGAAGAACAAGAGCCAAGAAGAGGUCAAAGUGAUGAUCGGGGAGCUGCUGCCCUCUUUCGCCUGUGGAUGUGUGGAGAACAAUGACUUCCUCUCCCUGCAGGAGAUCCUGGAGAGGAUGGAUGUGAACUGUGGGGACUACGACGGCACCACCCCCCUCCACAAGGCCUGUGAGAAGGGCAGGCUGGAUAUGGUCAAGUACCUGAUGGGUAAAGGAGCCAGCACCCAGCUCAAAGACCGCUUUGGAUACACACCGCUUCACCUGGCCAUCAAGAAUAGGCACUUUGACAUCAUUCGCAUCCUGCAUCUGAAGGGAGCCCCUCUGUCUUUGGAGCUUGUGAGGAUCGGGCUGGAGCUGAUCAAGGUUGUCCAGAACAAGGACUACCAGCUGUUGCAAGCCUGGUACCUGUCUGGCGUGAACCUGGACCAGAGUGACUAUAACGGCCGUACAGCACUGCACAUUGCAGUCAGGCUGAGGGAGAGGACCAUGGUGUCCAGGCUGCUGGAGUACGGAGCCACCCCUCUGGAACGUGACAUCUGGGGUUGGACUGCGGUGGAUGAGGCCCAGCACAACAACCUGCCCAGCAUCCUGAAGCUGUUCCACUCCUUCACUUAGCAGGUCCCCAAACAGGCCUACCUGCUGCACCUGGCCAACAGGAUGAUCUGACCACUUCCAGUGAACACCCCCCUCAGGAAAGUCAUCCUUUUUAAUCCAGCCAAUAACCCUAGACAGAGGUCAUUCAGUGUACAUUGUUUAAGUCAUACUUUCGGCAAAAGGUGUUAUCGUACAAUGCUUUGCCUAUUGAUAAAGGAUUAUACUAACAA